AUGCUUAAAACCGUGCUACUACUUGACGGAAGUGAGGCGGUGAACUGCUCUUUGGACUACCUCCCCACGCGGCUGAUUGCUCUCCGCCCUCAGCUCAACAAAUUUGUGCACACCUACCUCGAUGCCAAUCCCUUAGCAUCACUCGGUGUCGUUGUGAUGCGAGACGGUGUGGCCCAACGCCUUAUCCCUUGCACAACGAAUGCCACAGACAUUGUACAAACUCUGGAGCUGAAGUAUUUUCGAUUUGGUGGCUCAGGGGCAAUGUCGUUGGAGAAUGGACUGCGCAUGGCCCUUUCCGAGCUGGUGGACCUCAGGCGGAUUGCAAAGCGACUGCGAGAAAAUAACUCGGGUUCCACUGGCAGCGACGUGCAGGAGGAUGUCACGUCGCGUCUUCGUAUAGUUCUCGCCUCGUCAUCGGUAACCAUUGUGGACCCACUAGACGUUUUUGCUGUGCAGAAAAUCGUAGCCCAACUUAGAGUGCGUGUCGACGUUAUUUCGUUCUGCGGAGCCGUACACGUUCUUCAGGAGGCUGCAGUCCUCACGGGCGGAUCUCUACAUACCCCCAUGAACUAUGAGCAUCUCACGGAAAUAUUACGGCACUUGGCGUCACCCGAAGGAGGAAGCGCCCGGCAUGUCGAUGUGCAGCCAGCUUUGAUCCAAAUCGGCUUCCCCAUGUAUGUAGGGGAUGAAGCCGAGGGGAAGCGCUACCUGACUUGCCCACAAUGCGGACUCAUCCAAACAUCCAUUCCGUCAACCUGCUCCCUUUGCAAAUUGCUACUCUUUAGCGUCCCACUAAUUCACGUCACCUUCAUCACGCGGAAUGAACUGUGUGCGCCCUCGCAAAAAGUCGAGCACGUUACGAAAAAGAAAACAACGGCAGCCGCUGGUGGUGCAGCGGAUACCGCGCGCUGUUCACUCUGUCAGCGAAAGCUGGCCGGUGAGGAUGGGGGAGGAUACUGGUGCUGUGGUUGUUGCCUUUGCGAACGUUGUGAAGCAUGUGAAACCUAUAUUCGGGAAAAUUUAGGCCUCUGCCCGACUUGCGUUGCCACCUCGUGA
Messenger RNA from Trypanosoma brucei brucei TREU927, 1056 nucleotides. Its product is annotated as DNA repair and transcription factor protein, putative. Gene Ontology annotation, cellular component: transcription factor TFIIH holo complex. The coding region runs from base 1 to 1056 and encodes 351 amino acids. NCBI's taxonomy places the organism in Eukaryota, Euglenozoa, Kinetoplastea, Trypanosomatida, Trypanosomatidae. The transcript has a single exon. The record is from RefSeq and is a predicted model, not a curated record. Gene Ontology annotation, biological process: regulation of transcription by RNA polymerase II; nucleotide-excision repair.